AUGGUGGAGAAGCGCUGCCAGUUGCAGAGGGACGGCGUGUACCGCUGGUUCUCCGAGCUGCCAUCGCCGCAGCGCGUGGAGUUCCUGUGCGGCCUGCUGGACCUGUGCAUCCCUCUCGAGCUGCGCUUCCUCGGCUCGUGCCUGGAGGACCUGGCUCACAAGGACUACCAUUCUCUGUGCGACUCGGAGAUUAAGGCCAACAACCCGGCGGACCUUGGCAGCCUCACCAACCUGACGGAGGAGGUGGUGCGGAGCAAGCUGCUGGUGUCGCUGGCGCUGCUGGGCUCGGAGCAGCGCGAGGCGGCGGGCGUGUUGUACCACACGCUCAUGCACACUGACUCCAUCAUCCACAACUACGGGCUGCAGCUCAACGAGGGACGCACGGGCGAUGAGUUCCUUCUGCUCUUCACCAUGGCCUCCAACCACCCGGCCUUCAGCUUCCAUCAGAAGCAGGUGCUGCGCCAGGAGCUCACGCAGAUCCAGAGCAGCCUGAACAGCAAAGGCAUCAGCGGUGGUGGUGGUGGUGGUGGUGGUGGUGGUGGUGGCAGCAUUGGCAGCAAGAGCGCGCCCGGUCCUAGCGGCUCUCUGCCCACCUGCUCGACCUGUCACAAGAUGGCGCCCAGAACUGAGACCCCUGUCAGCAGCAUCAGCAACAGUCUGGAGAAUGCAUUGCAUACAUCAGCACAUUCCACGGAGGAAUCCUUGCCCAAGAGGCCUUUGGGAAAACAUGGCAAAGUGAGUGUUGAAAAAAUAGACCUGAAGGGAUUAUCACACACGAAAAAUGACAGAAGUGUUGAGUGUUCCUUUGAGGUCCUGUGGUCUGAUUCUUCAAUAACAUCAGUAACCAAGUCUUCCUCAGAAGUAACUGAGUUUAUUUCAAAGUUAUCCCAGCUCUACCCUGAAGAGAACUUAGACAAGCUCAUUCCUUGCUUGGCUGGCCCAGAUUCCUUCUAUAUGGAGCGUAACCAUGUGGAUUUGGAAGCAGGUCUGAGGUAUUUGGCUUCCAUACCUUCGCACAAACUGAAACAUGACCAUGUUAGGAAGUUCUUCAGCACUUCAUCUCCCACCCAACAGCUCCAAAGUCCAAGUCCUGGCAACCCCUCCCUUCCUAAAGUAGGUGCCAUGAUAGGCGUGUCUGGAAGGCCAGUGUGUGGAGUGGCUGGGAUCCCAUCCUCACAGAGCAGCACCCAGCACCACCUGCAGCACUCGGCCAGUGCAUCUGCUUCCCUGCCCCACUGCUCCCACACAGGGGGUGCAGGCUCAGCGCUGGCUUACCGGACCCAGGAGGACAACUCACCUACCAUCCUGAUGCCCUCUAGUCUGCAGGCUCCUCAGCCCCAGGAGCAAAAUGGGAUUUUAGCCUGGCUUAGGAAGCUACGUUUGCACAAGUAUUAUCCCGUCUUUAAACAGCUCACCAUGGAAAAGUUUCUGAGCCUUACUGAAGAAGAUCUGAAUAAAUUUGAGUCCCUCACCAUGGGAGCAAAGAAAAAACUCAAGACUCAGUUGGAGCUGGAAAAGGAGAAGUCAGAGAGAAGGUGCCUCAACUCCUCAGCCCCAUCCUUGGUCACCAGCAGUGGAGUGGCCCGAGUCACCCCCACCAGCCACGUGGGGCCUGUGCAGCCUGGGCAUAGCAGCCAUGCUGCAGAGCUGCGGGUGGAGGUGGAGCCACCGGCUCACCAGCUGCCCUGGGAAGGCAGCUCCUCCGAGUAUUCCAGCUCCUCCUCUAGCCCCAUGGGUGUGCAGGUGCGAGAGGAGAGUUCAGACAGCGCUGAGGAGAGCGAUAGACGUGUGGACAUACACGUUGAGGGCACUGAUGAGGAGAAGCCUGUGAUGCUGCUGACUCACUUCCCAUCCAGCUCUGCCAGACCCACAGCCCAGGUUCUGCCUGUGCAGAAUGAGGCUGGCUCCAGCCCUGCAGGUCACCAUCCCCUGCCCCCACAGCUGAUGCCUGCAGCUUCACAUCUGGCACCUGUCCGCAUGCUGAACUCGGUGCACAAGUCGGACAGAGGCAGCACAGACGUGAAACUCCUCUCAUCCUCUGUUCACUCGCUUCUGUCCCUGGAGGAAAGGAACAAGGGGCCUGGCCCUAGAAGUGGCACAAAAGUGGACAAGAGCUUUAGCGGAGCUGUGCUGGACACACUUCCCUCAGCGGCACCCCAUCCGCCAGUACAGGUCCUCUCGGGCCUUGUAGAGAACAAUUCUGUGUCACCCACAGUCUCCUUUGGUCCCCGGGCCAAAGUUGUGCAUGCAGCCACACUGGACAGGGUGCUGAAGACAGCACAGCAGCCAGCCCUGACUGUAGAGACCAGCUCGGCCACCACAGGAACACCAAGCACCGUCUUACAUGUGGCCCGGCUGCCCAUCAAGCUGCUGCUGUCCUCCUCCGUCCCUGCUGAUGCUGCCAUCUCUGGGCAGACUUCUUGCCCCAACACCGGACAGAUCAGUGUGCCCCCUGCAAUAAUCAAUCCCCGGACUGCUCUAUAUACAGCCAACACCAAAGUUGCCUUCUCUGCAGUGAGCAGUGUGCCUGUGGGCCCACUGCAGGGCAGCUUCUGCGCCAACAGCAACACUGCCUCCCCCAGCAGCCACCCUUCUACAUCUUUUGCCAGCAUGGCCACUCUGCCCAGUUGCCCCGCCCCCAGCUCCAGCCCUGCUCUCUCCUCUGUCCCUGAAAACAGCUUUUACAGUGGUGGUGCUGGCAGCAGCUCUCCAGGAAACAUUCCUGCCUCAAGUCAGAAUCACCAUCACCACCACCACCAUCAGCAGCCCCCCGCACCCACCCCACAGCCUGCGCCGCCCCCACCUGGCUGCAUUGUGUGCACGUCCUGUGGUUGCAGUGGCAGCUGUGGCUCCAGUGGCCUGACUGUCAGCUAUGCCAACUACUUCCAGCACCCAUUCUCUGGACCAUCCAUGUUUACCUUCCCUUUCCUACCCUUCAGUCCCAUGUGCAGCAACGGCUAUGUCAGUACCCAGCAGUAUGGUGGUGGCUCUGCCUUCCCUGUUGUACAUGCACCCUACAGCGGCAGUGUGACUCCAGACCCUGUCCUAGGUGGGCAGUCCACUUUUGCGGUGCCACCCAUGCAGAACUUCAUGGCUGGGACAGCAGGGCUGUACCAAACCCAAGGCUUGGUGGGCAGCACCAAUGGCUCCAGUCACAAAAAGAGUGGUAAUCUGUCCUGUUACAACUGUGGGGCUACUGGCCACCGUGCUCAGGAUUGCAAGCAACCGUCCAUGGACUUCAACCGGCAAGGAACUUUUAGGUUGAAAUAUGCCCCUCCAGCAGAAAGUCUGGACUCCACGGACUGAUCCUUUUUUUUUUU
Arvicola amphibius (Eurasian water vole) is the source of this 3320-nucleotide messenger RNA. RefSeq names its product zinc finger CCHC domain-containing protein 14-like. Lineage: Eukaryota; Metazoa; Chordata; Mammalia; Rodentia; Cricetidae. The record is from RefSeq and is a predicted model, not a curated record. Gene Ontology annotation, molecular function: phosphatidylinositol binding; zinc ion binding; nucleic acid binding.